This is a messenger RNA of Elephantulus edwardii (Cape elephant shrew), 2550 nucleotides long. It is a transcript of the gene TGFBR3, whose product is annotated as transforming growth factor, beta receptor III. Lineage: Eukaryota; Metazoa; Chordata; Mammalia; Macroscelidea; Macroscelididae. The coding region runs from base 1 to 2550 and encodes 849 amino acids. The transcript is spliced from 16 exons. The record is from RefSeq and is a predicted model, not a curated record.
AUGUUUUUUGUUUUCGUUUUGUGGCUGAAUUUCUCUUUGUUUCUGAUUCUCUCUGCAGGCCCAGAGCCUGGGGCCCAGUGUGAUGUGUCACCCGUGAACGCCUCCCAUCCCGUGCAGGCCUUGAUGGAGAGCUUCACUGUCCUGUCUGGCUGUGCCAGCAGGGGCACCACCGGGCUGCCGAGAGAGGUGCACAUCCUGAACCUCCGCGCUGCUGACCAGGGGCCUGGCCAGCGCCAGAGAGAGGUCACCCUACACCUCAAUCCAAUUUCCUCAGUCAACAUUCACCACAAGCCAAUCGUGUUCCUGCUCAACUCCCCACAGCCCCUGAUCUGGCAUUUGAAGACAGAGAGGCUUGCGUUUGGGGUCUCCAGACUUUUCUUGGUGUCUGAGGGUUCCGUGGUACAGUUUUCAUCAGGAAACUUCUCUUUGUCGGCAAAAACAGAAGAAAAGAAUUUCCCUGAUGGAAACGAACAUCUGUUAAAUUGGGCCCAAAAGGAGUAUGGAGCAGUCACUUCAUUCACUGAACUCAAGAUAGCGAGAAACAUUUACAUUAAAGUGGGGGAAGAUCAAGUUUUCCCUCCCACAUGUAACAUAGGAAAGAAUUUUCUCUCUCUGAAUUACCUGGCUGAGUACCUUCAGCCCAAGACAGCAGAAGGGUGUGUGAUGUCCAGCCAGCCCCAGGAUAAGGAAGUACACAUCAUCGAGUUAAUCAGCCCCAACUCUAACCCCUACAGUGCUUUCCAGGUGGAUAUAAUAGUUGAUAUAAGACCUUUUCAAAAGGAUCUUGAGGUGCUAAAAAAUCUGAUCCUGAUCUUGAAGUGCAAAAAGUCUGUCAACUGGGUGAUCAAAUCUUUCGAUGUUAAGGGAAACCUGAAAGUUAUUAGUCCUAAUAGUAUUGGCUUUGGGAAAGAGAGUGAAAGAUCCAUGGCAAUGACCAAAUCAACAAGAAAUGACAUUCCUUCUACUCAGGAGAAUCUGGUCAAGUGGGCUUUGGACAAUGGCUAUAGUCCAGUAACAUCCUAUACCAUGGCUCCUGUGGCUAAUAGAUUUCACCUUCGCCUUGAAAACAAUGCUGAGGAGAUGAGAGAUGAAGAAGUCCAUACUAUCCCCCCUGAGCUAAAAAUCCUCCAGGGCCACAGCAUGCUGCCUGCCAUGGAGAAGCCACCCAUCCGCGGAGGGGGCGAACGUGAUAGAGACUUUCUCUUUCAUUUCCCUGACAUCUCCCGGAGAGGCCGAAAGGAAGGGGAGGAUGGGAUCCCCUGGCCGAAGGACCCCAUCCAUCCCAGCAUACAACUGUUCCCUGAUCUCAGAGAGCCAGAAGAGGUGCAAGGGAGCAAGGAUAUUGCCCUGUCAGUCAAAUGUGACAAGGAAAAGAUGAUGGUGGCUAUAGAAAAAGAUUCUUUUCAGGCCAGCAGCCACUCGGGGAUCGAGCUCACUCUAUUGGAUCCUACCUGCAAGGCCAAGAUGAAUGGCACCCACUUUGUAUUGGAGUCUCCCCUGAAUGGCUGUGGCACUCAGCACCAGAUGUCAGCCACUAAUGGCAUUGUUUACUACAACUCUAUUGUGAUACAAGUUCCAUCCCCUGGUGACAGUAGUGGUUGGCCAGAUGGCUAUGAAGAUUUAGAGUCAGGCGAUAAUUGGUUUCCAGGAGAUAUGGAUGAGGGCGAUAUUUCCUUCCCCAGCCGGCCUGAAGUUGUGGUGUUCAAUUGCAGCCUGCAGCAGGUGGGAAGUCCCACCCGCUUCCAGGACCCACGCGACAGAAACGUCUCCUUGAACAUGGAACUGUACCACACUGACCUCUUCCUAGUGCCUGUUCAGGGACUCUUCUCUGUGGCAGAGAAUGGAAACGUUUAUGUUGAGGUGUCCAUUACUAAGACUGACCAAGAACUGGGUUUUGCCAUCCAGACAUGCUUUAUCUCUCCAACUUCAAACCCUGACAGGAUGUCAGAUUACACCAUCAUUGAGAAUAUUUGUCCUAAAGAUGAAUCUGUGAAAUUCUAUAAUCCCAAGAGAAUACAGUUUCCUUUCAUGCCUGCUGAGAUAGACAAGAAGCGAUUCAGCUUUAUUUUUAAGUCCGUCUUCAACACCUCGCUGCUUUUCCUACAGUGUGAGCUAACACUGUGCACCAAAAGAGAAAAGGAUCCCCAGAAGUUGCCUAAGUGUGUGUCUCUGGAUGAAGCCUGUACCUCACUGGAUGCCUCCAUGAUCUGGACCAUGAUGCAGAACAAGAUGACCUUCAUUAAGCCCCUUGUUGUGCUCCGUCACUCAGAAGAAGCUAAAGAAACAGGUCCAAGUCCUAAGGAACCGAAUCAAAUGCCUCCACAGAUUUUCCAUGGUCUGGACACCCUGACUGUGAUGGGCAUUGCAUUUGCAGCAUUUGUGAUUGGAGCUCUCCUGACAGGAGCCUUGUGGUACAUCUAUUCUCACACAGGGACAACAGCAGGAAGGCAGCCAGUCCCUACCACCCCACCUGCCUCGGAGAACAGUAGCGCAGCCCACAGCAUCGGCAGCACACAGAGCACACCUUGCUCCAGCAGCAGCACUGCCUAG